This is a messenger RNA of Nematocida ausubeli, 882 nucleotides long. RefSeq lists its product as uncharacterized. Gene Ontology annotation, biological process: ceramide biosynthetic process. Gene Ontology annotation, cellular component: endoplasmic reticulum; membrane. Lineage: Eukaryota; Fungi; Microsporidia. Gene Ontology annotation, molecular function: sphingosine N-acyltransferase activity. The record is from RefSeq and is a predicted model, not a curated record. The coding region runs from base 1 to 882 and encodes 293 amino acids. The transcript has a single exon.
AUGCGUGAGGAAUGGGCAACUAGAAGUAUGGAUUCGGCUCUAAGAUUUCCUGAAGAUCUUAUACUAUACGGAGCAGGAAUAAUUCUAUAUGUCAUUCUGCACUACAUCAUAAAAAGAGUUGUUUCACCUGUCCUUAUUCGAGCACUCUCCAGAGUGCCAGAAGGUCAAAUUGACGGAAGAAAGUUCAGACGGGCGCUAUGGAAGGCCUUUUGUUUUGGCAUUUUAAGUGCUUGGGGGCUGUACACGGUGUCCACAGAGUCAUGGAUAUUCUCUCCCUUUGGGAUUACACUUCAGUGGCCAAACAAUGCAACGCCGUGCAAAGUGAAUAUGUACUACAUUUUGGAAACAGUUUACUACAGCGGCAGCUUUAUCACAAUGUUUUUCGAGGAAAAGCAGUCUGACUUCUAUCUUAUGAUUUACCAUCACUUUGUUACACUGGUCUUGGUUGGGUUCUCGUAUAGAUACAAUUUCUUGAGAUACGGUGUGUUUAUUAUGCUUUUGCACGAUAUUUCUGACUCUUGGAUGGACUCCGCAAAGAUUGCAGUUUAUCUAGGGUAUCAGACGCUAGGAAACAUUCUGUUCAUUAUAUUCUCCAUUCUGUUCAUUGUGCCUCGUAUUCUAAUCUAUGUGUUCAUGAUACUGAUUCCAGGAUACAGUUUCCUAUGGGAGUUUGGAAGCAAGCUGCUUGUUCCCAUAUGGGGGCUUCUUCUGGGAGUCUUCUUGCUUAACUCAUACUGGUCAGUGCUUAUUGUCAGAAUGGCAAUUGAGUUCAUUAAAAAAGGAGAGCUAACAAAGGACAUACGAGAUCUUCCCCCUCAGAAAGAUGCAAAAAAAUCAGCAAGAGAAAACGCAAAGAGUGAAAGUAAAAAGAAGAAUGAAUAA